UGAUUCAUCCUCGCAUUCACACUUCUCAAGAACAUUGACCAUGGCACCUCCUGAAAUCCAUUCAACCUUCUCCGUCACUUCGGGCGGCCUCUGCUUUGGAAACCUCACCGAAAUCUGUAAAGGGGCAUCCACCACGAUCCAAGCAUUUCCCAACGUCAGACCGAAAGUCAGCGGAACCGUCAAAGCCCACAAGAUCGAGUACAAUGUGGCAGCGGAAAACGGAACCUGGAAUGUCUACCAGCUAAUCGACCGGGAACUACGCUGCAUUUCCGGAUGGUUUGUCUGCCAUUCUACCAUCGUCGAUGACCCUGGCCAGGAAAUGAACAAGAUUCUCCGAGUUUCCGGCUCCCCCUACGAAGCAGAAAGUGGAAGCAAGAUGAACAACGACAAAACAGCUGCAGAGGGAAUCUUUGUCAUUAAUCGAUAUGAUUGGAUCAGAAAUUUCGAUAACAUUGACAUCAAUGAUCCCAAUGAUGAUAAAAACGAUUCCCCGUCUCAAGAACACCCCUUUGAGACGAGCAUGUAUGGAAGCGCGGCCGGCCUCGUCGACUACGGCCAGGCCAAAUCCCAAGUGGACGCAUGGCGAGCACAGAACCCUCAACCAGCUAGAGAUGCCAUCGUCGCCGACGGCGGAAUCUGGAUGAUCAUUCCGCACGGUGAGUACCAUUUCAGUCGCUUUGGAUUUAAUGAAGCCCACACCGCGGCUCGGUCUUUUCUCUUCUUCACAACAAACACAUAUUUCACCCAAACUUCGUUCCGCGGCGAAGAUCAGGAAACAUUCCGUAAGAAAGAAUCCCACGAGGAAUGUUUUGCCAGACGUCUCCGUGAGGGAUACGACUUUUCUGGGAUUGAAGAGCUGAAUGAACGAUGUGGUCCUCUUCCUCAGGAGGAGGUUAACGCGGGGAUUCUGCGGUUGUUUCCUUUACGACCUCCUGAGGAGGGGUGGCUGGGUCCAUAUAACAAGAGAGAACACUUGUUUAUUCCUGAGGAGUAUGUGUUUUUGCUCCAUCAGCGGCCGGUUGUGCAUUACCCGCCAUCGCUGAGGGAGUACGUGCGAACUGAUCGGCCGGCGUGGGGAGUGCGGUUUGUCGAGCAAUGGGAGGAGCAGGUUUACGAUCUUAUCAAUGAAAUGACUCUAAGCUAUCUGGAGAGGGUUGUUUUGGGAGUUCUCCGCCCCCGGAUGACAUUGUCAGCGGGAUUGGAGUCAUCAACUGCAAAUGCAGCUGCGUCGUUUGCGGUGGCUCUGUUCCCCCGUCACCAGGAUCAAAAGCGCAGGGGGACAAAUGAUUUUAUGCUGUAUGAAUACUUUCUGCAUGCGUCUCCGAUGGAGGGGUUUGAGGUUGCGGGAGUGGUGGAAAGGAUAGUAGCGUUUUUCAAUUCGCGGCUAGGGAGGGAUGAAACCAAGGUGGGAGAAGGGGAAAAAGAGAUAAUGGAGAAGUUAGCUGGUGUGAUGAUUCUUUUAGUGAUGUUCUUGCUGGAUUUCUCCGGUCAGUGUGCCCGGACCUGUCAUCGGGAUGCAAUCGUGCCGUCGGAUGUUCGCGUGGUGUCAGCGGGCGACGAUGGGAUGUUCAAAAUGUUCCAGUACUCGAGGGUGUUCUGGGCAGGCCGACCCAAUUAGAUUUUCUCAUGGUCAGAUUUUUCUUUCUCCCUCUGAGAUAUAUGUACAUUUCAACUGUGUGACCAACCCAAAGCAGAUUG
Molecule: messenger RNA, 1698 nt
Organism: Aspergillus wentii DTO 134E9
Lineage: Eukaryota; Fungi; Ascomycota; Eurotiomycetes; Eurotiales; Aspergillaceae
Exons: 1
Coding region: 41-1618 (525 amino acids)
Source: RefSeq, a predicted model, not a curated record